AUGCCACGGAAGCUGUGGGAGCAUCCGGAUCCCAAGAGCACCGUCAUGUGGCGCUUUAUGCAGGAGGCAAACAAGAAAUUUAAUUUAAAUAUGCAGACAUUCAAAGAGCUCUACAACUGGUCGUGCAACCACCGCAGCGAUUUCUACCAGCAUCUUUGGGAAUUCCAGCCCGUCAUCCACGAAGGCGCCUACACCCGCGUCGUCGACGAGUCGAUCCCCCUCACUGAGCUGCCCCGGUGGUUCGAAGGCGUGCGUCUCAAUUGGGCCGAAAACGCCCUCUAUACCCGAGACACUUCAUCCCCAUCCGCUGAGGCACGCAACACCCUGAAUAAAGAAGACGACAAAAUCGCAUUUACAGAGGUGCGAGAAGGAAAUACAGAAGUGCGACAUGUAACAUGGCGGGAACUCCGCAAAGAAGUCGCGGCUCUGGCGGCGGCGCUGAAGGAGAGAGGACUGAAGAAGGGCGACCGCGUGGUGAUUGUUGCAGGACAUUCGCUGAGGACAUAUGUUGUAUACCUGGCGACGACGUGGCUGGGAGGCAUCUUCAGCAGUAGCUCGACGGAUAUGGGGGUUGGCGGGUUGCUGCAGAGGGCGGUGCAGGUGAAUCCAAAGUUUGUCUUCUUUGAUGAUGGCGCCCUGUACAACGGCAAGACUAUUGAUCUGAGAAACAACAUCCAAGGCAUGAUCAACGGCAUGUCUGAGUGCGACCAGCUGCAGUCGUUUGUCAUUAUCCAGCGCUUCGCCAAGCCCUUUGACACAAAGGCCAUCUCCAAGACGGAGCGGUUCGAAGACUUUGUCCAGGCCGCCGCCAGUAAACCGCCUCCCGCCCCAGUUCGUAUCGGCUUCCAGGAUCCAUCUCUCAUUGUCUACUCCUCCGGAACAACAGGCACGCCCAAGGCUCUCGUCCACGGCGCCGGCUCGAUGCUUCUCUCCAUAACAAAGGAAGUUCACAUCCACCGAGGCAUUGGCCCCUCAGACACGGGUCUGCAGUACACCACCACCGGCUGGAUCAUGUACCAGUCCAGUAUAGCCCACAUGACGUAUGGCGCACGCUGUGUUGCCUACGAUGGAUCUCCCCUGGUGCCGGAUCCAAAGGUGCUGCUGCGGAUUGCUGAAGAGCAGAAGGUGACGCUGAUGGGAAUAAGUCCGAGAUGGAUGGGCGAGCUCAUGAAGAACGGCAUCGCACCGAGGGAGGAGUUUGACUUGUCGAGUUUGAAUUCAGUGACCACGACUGGCAUGGUGUGUCCGGAUCAGAUGUUUGAGUGGUUUUAUGAUAAGGCGUUUCCACCAAAGGUGCAGUUGGCCAACAUUUCAGGCGGGACAGAUAUUGCCGGCUGCUUUAUCCAGGAAAACCAACUUGACCCCCUCUACGUCGGCGGCUGUAUGAACGGCAGUCUCGGUGUUCCCAUCGCCACCUACGAUCACGAUCUUCCCGAGGGUAGUGCAGGCACUCCCCUUCCUCCAGGCAAUUCCGGCGAUCUCGUUGCCACCGCCGCCUUCCCCAACAUGCCAAUCUAUCUCUGGAACGACGGCCCCGGCCCAGCUCCCGGACCCAAAUAUCGCGCCGCGUACUUUGAGCGCUACGCCGGCGCCUGGGCCCAAGGCGACUUCUGCGUCGUCCAUCCAAAGACGGGUGCGGUUCACUUGCUGGGCCGAUCUGAUGGCGUGCUAAAUCCCAGCGGCGUGCGAUUUGGCAGCGCAGAUAUCUACGCCGUGCUGGAGAGAUGCUUCCCGCAGGAGAUUGCCGAGAGCUUGUGCGUGGGACAGAGGCGGCCGCAGGAUAUGGAUGAGAGGGUCGUGCUGUUUUUGCUGAUGAAGGGAGGGCGUGCGUUGGACAAGAAGUUUGUGAUGAAGGUCAAGGAGACGAUUGCCAAGGAGUUGACAAAGAGGCAUGUGCCCAAAUAUGUGUUUGAGAUUCCCGAAAUUCCGGUCACUGUUAAUGGCAAAAAGGUCGAGUUGCCAGUCAAGAGCAUCAUUUCCGGAAAGACGAUUAAGCCAAGUGGAACGCUGCUGAAUCCACAGAGCCUGGAUCACUUUUACCAGUACCAGAAGAUUGAAGAGCUGGAAGAGCCGCGGGCUAAACUAUAG
Trichoderma asperellum CBS 433.97 is the source of this 2088-nucleotide messenger RNA. RefSeq lists its product as uncharacterized. Lineage: Eukaryota; Fungi; Ascomycota; Sordariomycetes; Hypocreales; Hypocreaceae. The record is from RefSeq and is a predicted model, not a curated record. Gene Ontology annotation, molecular function: acetoacetate-CoA ligase activity. Gene Ontology annotation, biological process: lipid metabolic process.